AUGGACGACUCCAUGAUGAGUGACUCGGUCUUCGAGGAUGAUGGAGGCAGCUCUGACUUUGUUCCCGAGCCUGCACCGUUUAUGACCCUGGUUGCUGACAUGACGCGUCGACAGAAACCUAAAGCCAAGGCAGCCCCUAAGAAAGCCCCUGCCGCUAAGGCUGCCGCCGGAAAGAUGACUCAAACUACACUGAAGGUUAAGCCUGCUGCGAAGUCAGCCGCUGCUAAGAAGAAAGCGAAGGUCGACAGCGAGGACGAACUGUCCGAUGCUCAUAUGUCCGAUGCUGACUCAUUGCUCUCGCACACUCCCCCGAAGUCCAAAAAAGCGGCUGCGCCCAAGAGAGCUGGCUCCAAGCCUCUUGCUGAUGUAGAAAAUGAAUCGCGCGGUGGAGACGCUGCCGAUGGCGCGAGCAAGAGUGGGAAUGCAUCAGAUAAGUACCAAAAGCUUACCCAACUCGAACACAUUAUCAAACGUCCGGAUACCUACAUUGGUUCAACUGAACGCACCGUCCAGCAGAUGUGGGUGUACAACUCCGUGACCGAGGUCAUGGAAUUUCGUGAUGUUUCUUUUGUGCCCGGUCUCUACAAAAUCUUUGAUGAGAUCGUGGUUAAUGCCGCCGAUAACAAGCACAACGACGCGAACAUGACCGAGAUGCGAGUCACAAUUGAUCGCGAGGCCGGUGAAAUUAGUGUGUGGAACAACGGCCGCGGUAUCCCCAUUGAGAUUCAUUCCAAAGAGAAGAUCUAUGUGCCGGAGCUCAUUUUUGGCCACCUGCUCACUUCCUCCAACUACGACGAUAGCCAACAGAAGGUGACUGGAGGUCGCAACGGUUUCGGUGCCAAGCUUUGUAACGUUUUCUCGACAGAGUUCACACUUGAAACACAGGACUCUCAGCAGAAAAAGAAGUACAAGCAGACCUGGACACAAAACAUGACCAAAAUGGGCACAGCAAAGAUCACAGAUGCCAAAGGAAGUGACUACACCAAGGUCACUUUCAAGCCCGACUUUGCCAAAUUCGGUAUGGAUGGCAUUGAUGAUGACUUCGAAGCUCUUGUCAAGCGCCGAGUCUACGAUUUGGCAGGUACCGCCGGUGUGAAGGUGACAUUGAACGGCACGCGCGUUCCUAUCAGCAGCUUCCGAAAGUACAUGGAAAUGUACACCAAAGCAAUUCGCAAAGAGCGCGGCGAUGAUGGUCCUCCCUCAAAGGACGAGAUCAUCACGUGCAGCCCAGAUCCUCGAUGGGAGGUUGGUUUCGCAGUCUCCGAUGGCUCAUUCCAACAGGUCUCAUUCGUCAACUCCAUUGCGACAACCUCGGGUGGAACCCACGUCAACUACAUUGCCGAUCAGAUUUGCACUCGCUUAUCUGACCAGGUGAAGAAGAAGAAUAAGACGGGUGCAACCUUGAAGGCAGCACAGAUCCGCAACCACAUCUUCAUCUUCGUGAAGGCCUUGAUUGUCAACCCGGCGUUCACCUCCCAGACCAAGGAGCAAUUGACAACAAAGGCCAGUCAAUUUGGUAGCAAGUGUCCCCUUGAUGAAGACUUCUACAAGAAGGUCUUGAAGACCGAGGUCAUGUCGAACAUUUUACAUUUUGCGGAACAAAAAGCCGAUCAGAUCUUGAAGAAAGGUGACACCGGCCGCCGCACGCGCAUGAACAACCCUAAGCUGGUCGAUGCCAACAAGGCUGGUACCAGGGAGGGCCACCACUGCACUCUCAUCCUGACCGAGGGAGAGUCCGCCAAGGGAUUGGCUAUGGCAGGCAGAGCAGUUGUUGGGCCGGAUUUGUUCGGUGUGUUCCCCUUGCGUGGAAAGCUUCUCAAUGUCCGUGACGCUUCCUUCGACCAAAUUUCCAAGAACGUGGAGAUUCAAAGCAUUAAAAACUUCAUUGGUCUCCAACACAAGAAGGAGUACACCGAGACAAAGGGACUACGAUAUGGCCACCUCAUGAUCAUGACUGAUCAAGACCAUGACGGUAGUCACAUCAAGGGUUUGUUGAUCAACUUCCUCCAAGCACAGUUCCCUAGCUUGCUGAAAAUCCCCGAGUUCCUCAUUGAGUUCAUCACUCCUAUCAUCAAGGUCUGGAAGGGUGACCCCAAGAACCCGACCAAGCAGAAGUCGUUCUUCACUAUGCCCGAAUAUGAGACGUGGCUGGAAGCUCACAAACACGAACGCGGCUGGGACCACAAGUACUACAAGGGUUUGGGAACCAGCACUACGGAAGAUGCACAGGUCUAUUUCCGUGACCUCGAUCGUCACUUGAAGGAGUUCCACACCAUCCAAGAGAAUGAAGCGGGACUCAUUGAGCUGGCUUUCUCCAAGAAGAAGGCAGAUGAGCGUAAAGAGUGGCUACGUCAAUACAAGCCAGGCACUUUCCUGGACCACUCAGUAUCAAAGAUCACAUAUACCGACUUUAUCAACAAGGAACUUAUCUUGUUCAGCAUGGCUGAUAACAUGCGCUCAAUUCCUUCGGUUGUCGAUGGCUUGAAGCCAGGUCAGCGCAAGGUGCUUCACACAUGUUUCCGCCGCAAUCUGAAGAAGGACAUGAAGGUUGUCGAGUUGGCGGGUCACGUAUCCGGAAUGACAGCCUACCACCACGGGGAUGUGUCCCUUCAGCAAACUAUCGUGGGUCUUGCUCAGACCUUUGUUGGCUCCAACAACAUCAACUGCUUGGAGCCCAGUGGAAACUUUGGUAGUCGACUUCAGGGUGGUGGCGACUGUGCCAGUGCUCGUUACAUUUACACUCGCCUGUCCCCAUUUGCGCGUAAGGUUUUCCAUACGGCCGAUGAACCCUUGCUGGUGUAUGGUGAAGACGAUGGCAAGAAAAUUGAGCCUGAAACCUUCAUGCCUGUCGUUCCGCUGAUUUUGAUCAACGGUGCUGAUGGCAUCGGAACUGGUUGGAGUUCUUCUAUCCCCAACUAUAACCCUGAGGAUGUCGUGGACAAUCUCAAGAGACUGAUGGCUGGCGAGCCUACCAAGCCAAUGCAGCCUUGGUUCCGUGGUUUCACCGGUGAGGUCGUGGCCAUCGGUGGGGAUCGAUAUAAAUUCAGUGGCAUCAUUAGAGAAUGUGGUGACAAGGAAGUUGAGAUCACUGAAUUACCCAUUCGAACCUGGACACAGGAUUUCAAGGACAAAUUGGAGGACAUCAUCAAGGCCGAGAAAGCGCCAUCCUUCAUCAAAGACUACAAGGACUACAACACUCACACCAAGGUCCACUUUAUCAUCCAGCUUGAUGAGAAACACAUGAAGGCUGCUCUGACCGAGGGCUUGGAGGAGAAAUUCAAGCUGACCAAGACAAUUGCAACAACCAACCUGGUCGCUUUCGAUCCGGAGGGUCGCAUUACCAAGUAUGCUACUGUCGACGACAUUCUCAAGGAGUUCUUUGUGGUUCGCCUGAAAUACUACGAGCGUCGCAAGCAGUUCCAGCUUGGCGAUAUGCAAAGGGAGCUUGAAAAGCUGAGCAACCAAGCUCGCUUCGUGCAGAUGAUUAUCGAUGGCAAAUUGGUCAUUUCUAAGAAGAAAAAGCCUGUUCUGGUUACUGAGCUGAAAGAGAAAGGUUUCAAGCCAAUCCCUAAGGUGGCCGACGCUGCCAAGAUGGGCGAAGACCAGCCAGUGGUAGAAGAAGAGGAGGAAGGAGAAGAGGAGCCCGAAGACACUCAAAUGCUGUCAAGUGCCUUUGACUACCUCCUCGGUAUGCCCAUGUGGUCGCUGACCCAGGAGCGCGUGGAGAAACUCCGUCGUCAAAUCGGUGAGAAGGAGACAGAGGUUGACACCCUGAUCAAAUUGUCCAAGGAAGACAUCUGGAAGCGUGACCUAGACGACUUCAUCAAUGAGUGGCGCUUCCAGCUUGAGGACGAGCACAAGCGAGCCCGGAAGCUGGCUAAUAUGGACCGUCGUGUCUCGGCCAAGCUGGCCACCGGCGGUGGUCGCGCUGCGGCAUCUCGGAAGCGCAAGGUUGUUAACGGCGAUGACCCCGAUGAUGCAGACUUCGGAGGCCCGAAGACUAAGAAAGCUGCUGCAGCCAAGAAAAAGGAGAAGCCGAAGAACACUUUGAUGAACUAUCUCAACAAUGAAUCAUCCAGCAAACCAACCCCACCACCUGCCGCAGAUGGAACCGGGGACUCCGACGAUGAAUUCAACCUAGACAUGGAGAUUCUCCCGAAGAAGAGUCGUGCUGCGCCGAAGCCGAAGGCUCCGCCCAAAGAAGAGGACGAUUUCGAUUUCCUCGACAUAGACGAGGUACCCCAAACCUCGCGAGCAUCAGCUCAGCCAGUUGAUGAUAUAAUGGACAUUGAUUCUGACCAGACCUCAAAACCCAAACCGGCGGUCAAGGCGGCUAAGGCAGCUGCGAAACCAGCUCCUAAGGCGGCCGCCAAACGAGCACCCAAGGCCAAGGCCAAGAUUGAAGAAGACUCCGAUGACGAGUUUUUGGAGAUUGCGAAGACGGAGACUUCCAAACCCGCAGUGCAGUCGUCACGCGCUCGCAAGCCUGUUAAGUACUCCGCUCCUAGCGACUCAGACAGUGACAACGGCGACGACCUUCUUGGAGACGUCAGCUUGAUGGUCAAAGGCAUUGGUGGUGACUCGGCCGCGGAUUCUCGGCAGCUUUUCUCAGAGCGCCCCCGUUCUGAAAGCAGCGCCAGCCUGAAGACUGCCACAAAGACUUCCAAAAUCACCGACGAUUUUGACCCGGAUGAAACUGACUACAGCAAGCUCAUUCCUCAGAAAUCGCCAAGGCGGUCCAUCCAGGUCAAGCCCAAGGACGUCAAGGUCGAUGACAACGACGGGUCCGAGGAUGAGCACGAGCCAGUCAAAUUAGCAUCUAGGGCGAAGGCUGCUCCCAAAGCCAAGGCUGUCCCCAACGUCGUGGAUCUUGAUGACGAUGAAGACGAGGAUGAGCCAGUGAAGCCAACUGCCCGCGGCAAAGGCAAGGCCGCCCCCAAAGCCAAGGCUGCUCCAAAGGCCGCCGCCGCCUCGGCACCGAAGGCACGUGGUCGACCGAAGAAGGAGGCUGCUCCAGUGACUUUGUCUCCAGCGGCCAAGGCCUAUGCUUCGAAACAAGCCAAGGCCAGCAAGAAAAUCGCAGAUGAUUACUCGGAAGACGACAUUGACGCAAUGGCCAAUGACAUCUUGGAUUCCCCGGCAGGAAAAGUGAAUGUAGAUUAUUUAGAUGGGGACGACGAACCUGCUCCUGCUCCACGCCGCGCUGCUGCAAGCCGUCCCGCUCGUCGUGGUGCCGCACAGCAGAAGAAGUCGUAUGUCAUUGAAGAUGACAGCGAGGAAGAAGCGUCAGCCGAUGACUUUGACGACGAGGAUGAGAGCGAUUAG
Molecule: messenger RNA, 5325 nt
Organism: Penicillium bovifimosum
Lineage: Eukaryota; Fungi; Ascomycota; Eurotiomycetes; Eurotiales; Aspergillaceae
Product: DNA topoisomerase 2
Exons: 3
Coding region: 1-5325 (1774 amino acids)
Biological process (GO): sister chromatid segregation; DNA topological change; resolution of meiotic recombination intermediates
Cellular component (GO): nucleus
Molecular function (GO): ATP binding; DNA binding; DNA topoisomerase type II (double strand cut, ATP-hydrolyzing) activity
Source: RefSeq, a predicted model, not a curated record